AUGGAGUCCGUCUUCAACGACUUCAAACGCGCCAUCGAAGCCGGCGAUGGCUAUGGCGUGGCAGCAACAAUCUCUCCAGUUCCUCCCCCCAGCGAUCCCGGCCGGCUCUAUUCCUUCCACCGCAGCACGAACAGCUACAGUGUCCAGACCGAUUUCCGCUAUGCCAUCGUGUACAACAAUGACAUACAGCUGAACAAGAUGGAGGGCAACAGCUGGGUGGAUGUAUUCGUUGCCUACUGGAAAGCUAUAGGCGAGCUCUUGUUAGCCGAAGAAGUAACGAAUCAGGGCAAGAGCAGCCAGGCACCAUGGGGCAGAGUGUACGAGGCCUGGAAAGAGAUGGCCACCGUGCUGCUUCGCGGAUACACCGGUCUGAUCUUUCCAGCUUGGACAGUACCAUGUCUUUAUGUGGCCGGGAAGUAUCUGAGGGUGUUCGCUAUCAAGGCGGAUGAGCAAGCUGCGCAGUCCAACGGUAAGGUGACGUUCAAUGCCGGCUUUCAGGAUGACAUAGUGAGCUCGAUGGGCAAGAACGAGACGCUGGAGGAUGCGGCGAGGCAGAUUAAUCGGAUUUUUGCCGCCUGUAUUAGCGAUCGUGCACCUCUAGAAGAGUCGCGCAAGUGGGCUCUCUACUACAUUACGAACCUUCUCUUCAAGACGUACUUCAAGGCAAGCCACCCAGGGAACCUCUCGAAGAACGUCCUCCGCUCUCUACAAGCAUCCCAAGCGGACAUACCGCCCCUAGAAGCCUUUCCGAAAGCCCACCAAGUCACCUUCAAAUACUACGCCGGCGUGGUUGCCUUCUUAGAGGAGGACUACGCACGAGCAGAAGAGCACCUAACAGAAGCCUACCGCCUCUGUCACAAGGAAGCCCAAAAGAACCGCGAACUCAUCCUCACCUACCUCAUUCCCUGCCACCUCCUAACAACGCAUACGUUGCCCACCCAAGCGCUCCUCGCACCCUAUCCCCGCCUGCAGCGCCACUUCACGCCGCUGGCUACCUGCAUCAAGCGCGGCGACCUCGCAGGCUUCGACGCGGCGCUCCACGCUGGCGAGGCCGAGUUCGUCAAGCGCCGCAUCUAUCUCACGCUCGAGCGGGGGCGAGAUAUUGCGCUAAGAAAUCUGCUGCGUAGGGUCUUUAUUGCUGGUGGAUUUGAGCCGGCCAAGGAGGGGGAGGAGAGGAAGGUGAGGAGAACGAGAGUGCCGAUUGCGGAGUUUGCGGCUGCGAUUAGGUUGGGGAGUGGUGGGGUGGGGAUGGAUAUGGAUGAGGUGGAGUGCAUGGUUGCGAAUUGCAUCUACAAGAACCUCAUGAAAGGCUACAUCGCCCGCGAACGCGGCAUCGUCGUCCUGAGCAAGGGCGGCCAGGCCUUCCCGGGGACAGGGGUCUGA
Messenger RNA from Coniosporium apollinis CBS 100218, 1383 nucleotides. RefSeq lists its product as uncharacterized. Gene Ontology annotation, cellular component: transcription export complex 2. Gene Ontology annotation, biological process: poly(A)+ mRNA export from nucleus; transcription elongation by RNA polymerase II; post-transcriptional tethering of RNA polymerase II gene DNA at nuclear periphery. The transcript is spliced from 6 exons. The record is from RefSeq and is a predicted model, not a curated record. Lineage: Eukaryota; Fungi; Ascomycota; Dothideomycetes. Gene Ontology annotation, molecular function: double-stranded DNA binding; RNA binding. Bases 1 to 1383 code for a protein of 460 amino acids.